Messenger RNA from Lepisosteus oculatus (spotted gar), 6612 nucleotides. RefSeq names its product forkhead box protein O1-A. Gene Ontology annotation, molecular function: RNA polymerase II cis-regulatory region sequence-specific DNA binding; DNA-binding transcription factor activity, RNA polymerase II-specific. NCBI's taxonomy places the organism in Eukaryota, Metazoa, Chordata, Actinopteri, Semionotiformes, Lepisosteidae. Gene Ontology annotation, cellular component: nucleus. Gene Ontology annotation, biological process: regulation of transcription by RNA polymerase II. The record is from RefSeq and is a predicted model, not a curated record.
CCGCUGCGCCAGUCUAGCAGAGCAACAUUCAACAAGCAACAACUGGGGGUGACAGACAUGGUACGAAUACGAUCUUCUUAAGCCUGGAUUUUAAAACAGCCGAAACAAAACUUGUCAAGACCAACGACAGAAAAGGGAGCCUUCAUCAGACCUUUAAAAGCUCUUUUCCAGCGUUGUCUCAUCUCUAUGACUCGCUUCGGCUCCGUUUUGUGACUUUUAUAUGUAGAAGUUUGUGAAGUGACGAAGUUUUUUUUUGCCUCUUUUUUUUCUCAUCCUGCUUGUGUGCCUUAGCGUAGGUCUAUGUGAGAGUGGGAUAAUACUUUUCCUGGUAUUAUGGCUGAAGCUCCGCAGCAACAAGUGGUGGAGUUUGAUCCGGAUUUCGAGCCAUUGUCACGGCCCCGGUCGUGCACCUGGCCGCUGCCCCGACCCGAGUUUAUUAAUCCUACCAACUCUAACAAUUCGUCGCCGGCGCCUUCUGUCAAACAAGAGCCCGGCGGCAAUGUGGACUUCAUCAACAACCUGAGCUUGCUGGAGGAGACUGAAGACUACCCCGAGCAGAAGCCGCUCGUUUUGUGUAAUGAUUUUCAGUGCCAGGAGAAUUGCAUCCACCAGCAGCCCCAGCAACAACAUCAGCACCCGGGCCAGCAGCUCUCGCACCAACAGGUGCCCCCCUUGUCUUCGCCGGCUGGCUCAGCCUCCUCGGUAGCCGCUGCUCAGAGGAAGAGCAGUUCCUCCAGACGAAAUGCAUGGGGAAAUAUGUCUUACGCCGACCUGAUCACCAAGGCCAUCGAGAGCUCCCCCGAGAAGAGGCUCACCUUGUCGCAGAUCUACGACUGGAUGGUAAAGAGCGUUCCCUAUUUCAAGGACAAGGGCGACAGCAACAGCUCCGCCGGUUGGAAGAACUCCAUCCGACACAACCUCUCACUGCACAGCCGCUUCGUCCGCGUGCAGAAUGAGGGGACUGGAAAGAGCUCCUGGUGGAUGCUGAACCCAGAAGGGGGCAAGAGUGGCAAGUCUCCCCGUCGCCGAGCCGCGUCCAUGGACAACAACAGCAAGUUUGCUAAGAGCCGUGGACGAGCUGCCAAAAAAAAGAUGGCUCAUCAAAGUGGGCAGGAUGGAGGAGCAGACAGCCCCAACUCCCAGUACUCCAAGUGGCCUGGAAGUCCCAACUCCCACAGCAAUGACGACUUUGAUGCGUGGACGACCUUCCGUCCACGUACCAGCUCCAACGCCAGCACCAUCAGCGGGCGCCUUUCCCCCUUCAUGCCUGAGCAGGAUGACUUGAGCGAGCCUGACGUGCACAUGGUCUAUCCCAACACUUCGAGCAAGAUGACGGCCACGUUGCCUAGCCUCUCUGAGAUGACCGGCUCCAUCAGCCACCACAGCUCCGAGAACGUCAUGGAAAACCUGCUGGACAACCUCAAUCUCCUCUCUCCCAAGAACCCCCAGGUGGCUGCCAGCAGCUCAUCCCAAUCCUCCCCUUCAUCCAUGAUGCAGCCUAGUCCUGGCUAUCCCUCUUACAGCUCCCCCAGCACCGUUAACUUGGGCUCCCAGGCCCAGCAGGACUACCGCAAGUGCCUGUACGGACAGGCUGGGAUGAACGCUCUGUCUCCCAUGCCUAUGCAAACUCUCCCGGAAAGCAAGCCAGCUUUUGGACCUUCAAUGGGGCAGUACAGCUGCCAUACCGGGCUCCUCAAAGAGUUGCUCACUUCAGACCCGGACUCUCAUGCUGACAUCAUGCCUUCAGUGGACACUGUGGUGUCCCAAUCUAGUGGCAGACCUCCCAACGUUAUGAUGCCAACCAACUCAGUGAUGUCAACCUACAGCGGGGGACAGCCUACUCAUGGAAAGAUGAUGAGCCCAAGUGGUGCCCAUACGCAUGCACAUACACACCCACAUGCUGUGCAUAGCCAGUCUCCGGCGGCCAUGAAUGGUCGACCAUUAACCCACCCCAUGACCACCAUGAGCCACAGCGUGGGCCUAAGCCGCCUCUCCACUGUAAAGACACCCCUGCAGUUGCCUCUGGGUCAGUCCCUGCACAUGAAUCCCCUGCCCCCCUACUGUACGGUCAACAGCAGCAAUGGCUAUGGCCGUAUGGGGAUCCCCUCUGCCCACCAGGAGAAGCUGCCGAGUGACCUGGAUGACAUGUCCAUUGAGCGCUUCGAGUGCGACAUGGAAUCCAUCCUCCAUGACACGCUGAUGGACGGGGACUCAUUAGACUUUAAUUUUGACCCCAUGGUGCCCACACAGGGCUUUCCUCAUGGCGUUAAGACUACCACCCACAGCUGGGUAUCAGGCUAAAGCCGGGUUAUAUCAAAAUAUCACCUCAGACUGGACUGGACCUACAUCAGGAAAAUGGAAAAAGCAAUCCAAAGAGUCCAUCAUCCCUCAUUUUUUCUUGAUUGAUUUUAAAAAGACGCUUUUUUUCACUCUUCUCACUAGACUUGGCAGUGAGGGACUUUUUCCUGUACAGGAUGUUUGCCCAGUGUGUGCAGGUUAUAUGCUGCUCCAGAUAAGGACUCUGCCAUUGGAAGUUAUAUAGCAACCAAGUGCCAAACUCACUACAUAAUGUUAGAGUUCAGUUUAUUUACAUUAUGUUGUUUUUCACAGUCAGAAAUGAGCGAUACUUGCUCUCCUUAUGUGCCUGUUAGUUCUGGGUUCAAGCUAUGACAGCAUUGCAUACAAACAGAAAAAAAGCAAAAUAUUUUUUAAUGAAGCCUACAAUCGCAAGCCAACAGUCUUGGUCCCAUUUUAUUCUGUUUCUUUGUAAUGUGUUUUUUCCCCUCCGUGAGUCAACAUUGAAGGUAUCAUUAACAGUGACACGGAAAUGUCUUAAUCUAUUUAUACAGUACAAUACAUACAGGCAAAAUGUGCUAUUAUCAGGACUGUUGGGAAAAAUAUCUUUUUAUGGAUUAGCCUUUGAGAAAGCAUCACAUGUAAAUAUGUAGGCCUGUUUUAGAAGUGAGGCCUGAAAUAUAUUUGAGUCUAUAGCGACUCUUGGAUAGGUUUUCCCAUCACCAUUUUUCUUGAAACCAUUUAGUUGUAUUGCAUUAGAGUGUAUUUUAUUUUGUUGUUAUUUGAAUUUCAUGUACAGUAAGUUUACAGAAUCACAGUGAAAAUCAGGGCAGCAGUCACGUUUCAGACAUCGUUAACUGGAUCUGAACCAAUAUUUGUUUUUACAUUUGUAAUUGGUUUGUUCACUUGAGGGUGCUUCUCAAUGAGGCUGUUAAAUAGCUUCUUUUUUCUGUAAAUACAUAUAAUGGAAGAUAUCAGAAAACUAAUUCCAUUUCUUUCUUUGCGUCUCUUUUUUAGUAUUGAUGCUAAACUUGCACCAAAGGUUGUGUAGUUUUUACGUUUGCGUUUCUAAGCAAUUUUUCUUGUCAAACAGCUUUGAAAUUCUGAAAAGAGGGGGAGGGGGGAUUGGGGUUUAGGUAUUGUUGACUUUCAAAAGAGAAGUUGUACCAGUAUGUUUAAAGAAUUAGGCUGGUGGAUCAUGGAGAAGUAAGAUUUUUAUUAAGGUGUCCUUUUUUUUCUUCUGCUGCUGCAAGCUUUGUGGCUCUGUUGUUCUGUCUCCCAUCGUCUCCCAUUUUUGAAGUAUGGAGAGACAUAUUGCUCAAGCCUGCUUUUACAAAAGCCUAUGUUUAGCCAAACUUGGACGGCCAAAUUCAAAAUCCACCUCAGCUCUGCUGGCCAUGUGCCACCCUUAGAAACUAAGGCCAACUGAGAGUCCCCUGAUGUCAUUGCUUGUCUACGUCCCCUUGUGAGGCAGUGAACCUGGUCAAUACAGUACCUGUCUCUGAGCUGCUGAAUCUUAGAGGCCAUAAGGUCGACCUCCAUCUCACUCAUUAUUCAGUUGCAGUGGUUCUGUUAUGAUGAGACAUUCUCCAAUCCAAAUCCCAUGGUUGGUACCCCGGAACUUAGAGCUUUUUCUCUUUGCCUUUUAUAAAAAACAGCAAACAUACUUCCCCUGUAAAAUGUCAGCUUACACUUCUUACAGGCAGUGGUGGGAAAAUUGCCACCAAAGUGUUGCUGUGCUGUAGCACUUUCUCCAGUUUACCUCCCUGUGCAUUUUCUUCUGUCAAAAUACUUCUGUGACUCUGCACUUUCUUCACCUGUUUCAUACACAAAUCUCUGGAAGCUGAAGGGAAUACAUCACUACCCUCCCCUCUCCCCCUCACUGAACCUGUACUUUUCCAGUUUCUCCAGUGCUGCAUCAUGGGUAUUGGGAGCUUCUGUACAUUUAGCAGUAUCAAGUGAGGCAGGAGUAAUACGAAAUGCUGACAAACAGAUGCUGUAAAUGGACUUUAAAAUUUGACUCAUGCGUUAAAUAGAUACUUUGCUUAUUUCAAGCCCUGUUAAGUACCAGGAAGUGUUACAUAUCUUUAUAGUGGCUUGUAUACUGCAUUUUUACUUGUUCUUUUUUUAAAGAACUCAUAAUGUUUAUUGCUAAAUAUACAUUUAUAUAUAACAUGUAGUUCAUAUGAAGAGCUAGAAAAUGUAUCCGAUAAUGAAUAAAAAAUAUGUACAUCAACGUUUUGUUUUAUCAUUCCCAUUUUAUCAUGAUCUCAAGUGAUUAUAUCGACCCAAAACACGUGAUCUAUUAUGUUAUCCUUUUUUACCGCAGCAAAACAGAGAAUGUUUAAUAAAAACAGCAAUAAGAAUGUGGUGGCGUGUCUAGGUUUUGGGUGGAUACAUCAUUCAUACCUGAAUGAUUGUUCCGUUGUGUUAAAACACAAUGUGGAGAGGGUGAGCCCAGUUUUUCCCCUUUUUUAUUUCUGUACUUUUAAGUGCAGGUACAGUUGACAUUGACGAAGCUGAGAGAAGGUGUUAUUAAGAAUCAUGACGUGGAGACAAUGGUCCAAAAGCUGUUUCUCAACUUGAAGCAGCUAAAUUAUACAUUGAGGAGGAUUAGUAUGACUGUUGGUUUUAAUACUCAUUUGCUGUGUUUUUAAUACUCUCAGUAUGCUUUGCAGAUGUUCCCAUAAUGAUUGCUUUCUCUUCAUUACCAAGACAAUACUGAAUUAGAUUCCACCUCUAUCUGUAGCCUGCCUUUUUCUUCAUUGUUGUAUGGUUUCCCUCUUUGAGGAUGUAAUACUUGGCACGUGAUUUUUAGGUCAAAAGAUCUCAGUGUCCCAUGUACACUGUGUAACAGAAAGUGUAACACUUUAUCACCUAUUCCCCUGUUCAAACUUUGUUUAAAACUGUUCAAAAUUGUUUAAAAAUCUCCAGACUGGAAGUCCUUAGCCUUAAAGGUAAAGGGACAUAGUCCUGGAGAUUGUAUGGAUCUAUUCAGAUUAGCACAGCUUUAGAAUUACAGUAAAUGUUGAACUGGUGUUAACUUAUUAAGAGGCGACGUAUUGUAGAAUGAAAAGCAGAAUAUUUAAGAUAGGAGUUGUGAAACCCCUGUCCUCGUCAGUGUCAGAUCACACAGCACUUCAGGAUUGAUGCAAUCAAUUGCAAAUUUCAAAUCCUCAUCCUUACAUCAACAGGUGAAAAAGAAGUCAAUUUCUUCAUCAAUUCCCAAAUGUUCCAAUGCAACAAGGUGUACAGUAACAAAAAAGGGGAGAACUCUGCAACAUUCACUUGAGAAUCUUACGUACCUGUACAUAAACGCACAUACUUAUCAGUUCAUUUAAAAAUUGAAGAUCUCCAUAGACAUAACAGGUCCUUUAUGUAAAUGGUAAAGGAAUAAUUCUACAGUUUAAAAAAACUUGUAAAUGAUUGCUUUGUGAAAUGUGCUAAUGAUCUCACCUAUGCAUUCUUGUACUUUAAUUCUUUUUUUUUGUUUGUACUUAUGAGAAAGAUCUUAUAUUGUAUUAUAGAGCUGUUGAGAUAUUUUAUGUCACAGAUGUAUUUGUUUCAGAUAGCUAUAUAAGAAAAAAAAAUGAAGUAUAUUUAGGUAUUAGGACAAUGAUUUAAGUGCUCUGCUUUUUUUGGUAAACUGACACUGUUAUUCUUAUAUGUAGCGGAAAUUUAUAAGAAAACUUUAAAACGCAGAAAAAAAAGUUUCACGCUAAUAACACAAAAGGAGAUGGUUUAGUGGUAUGCUGGACAAUCUGGCCAGAGGGUAAAUAUUUGGACCAAUUUUUAUAGAGAAAAAAUGCACUUCGUUAUCUCUAGGUUCUAUAAUCAGUGCUCCUUGCUGAUUAAAGAAAUGUUACGUAUUAUUUUAAAACUGUUACAUUUCUUAACUUAUGUACAGUAACUGAUUUUAAUUUUAAGAUGUGAUUUGCAAUCAAGAAAAAAACUAACUGUGCAAUGUGUUGGUUUAUAUAAAAAGACAUAAAAGAAACAUUAAAAGUGUGAGUAUCCCUUUGUUUAUGGGAUGCUUUUUGAGACACGCAUUUUUUUUUUGGGCUGGAACUGGCAUGUAAAUAGUACUUGGCUGUCCUAAUCUAGGCUGGUUGAUAUUGAGCAAAAUGUCUUCAAAAGAUGUCACCGCUUCACUAACAAUGACUGAAAAAUCUGAAAAACACCUUUGUGCUUUCUUGAAUGCUUCUCAGAAAGCAAGUGCCUGAUGAUAUUGUAGUAUAAACCUGAAAAUGGAGAACAAUCUUUACAGUCAAUGUAUGAAGCCAUACAUGUACAUAAAUUAUGUUACACAAAAAACUG